Messenger RNA from Cheilinus undulatus (humphead wrasse), 4769 nucleotides. Its product is annotated as IQ motif and SEC7 domain-containing protein 1-like. The transcript is spliced from 20 exons. Gene Ontology annotation, molecular function: guanyl-nucleotide exchange factor activity; protein binding. Gene Ontology annotation, biological process: actin cytoskeleton organization; regulation of ARF protein signal transduction. NCBI's taxonomy places the organism in Eukaryota, Metazoa, Chordata, Actinopteri, Labriformes, Labridae. The record is from RefSeq and is a predicted model, not a curated record.
ACUCCUCCACCCACCACUCCUACAACAGCACCAACAGCACCAGUAUCCCCGUUCCUGCUCCCGCUCCGUCCUCCGCCCCAACCUCCAUGUCUAUCCCUACUCCGAUCCCAGCUCCAAUCUCCUCUUCAGCACCAGUUCCGCCUCCACCUCCUCCGAUCCCGCCCAGGGAUCAGCCAAGAGCCCACAGCCGGCUGACGCGAGCUCCGUCCACCAGCACCGGCACCAACACCAACUUUGUGGAGAAAGAAAAGGAGAGGCUGGAGCGCCUGCAUCGAGCCAACGCUUCCAACAACCACCAUGCCCACACGCUCCACCACCACAAAUCUGUGGAGGGCGACCCACAGUGUCCGGAGGCGCUCACCUUUUCAGACUCGUCCUUCGGCCAUCAGCCUCCCUUCCAUCGCUAUAGCAACAGCCCCCUCACCAGCCCCUGUGAUCCCUACGGCUCCACUUCCAGCAGCGGGCCCCUGGGAGCCUCCCACACCCACACACAGGGUAGCUCUCCCAUCUCCCCUCCCAGCCCGGCGAGCCUCGCCUGGGCUCAGCACAGCCGCCACCAGCCGGCCAGCCUGGCGCUCCGCAAGCAAGAGGAGGAGGAGAGCAAACGCUGCAAGGCUCUCUCUGACAGCUAUGAGCUCUCUACGGACCUCCAGGACAAGAAGGUGGAGAUGCUGGAGAGGAAGUACGGGGGCCAGUUUGUGUCCCGGCGGGCGGCGAGGACGAUUCAGACAGCAUUCAGGCGGUAUCGCAUGAACAAGAACUUUGAGCGGCUUCGAAGCUCCGCCUCCGAGAGCAGGAUGACCCGCCGUAUCAUCCUGUCCAACAUGAGAAUGCAGUACUCGUUUGAUGAGCGCCAGCCCCAGGGUCCCGGCUCCACAGCUCAGCGGGGGUCCGACGACACAGGGGACAUGGACGACUCCUUCUCCAAACAGGUGAAGUCUCUGGCCGACUCCAUGGACGACUCACUCACCUGCCAGUCGGGCCGUGAAGACUCCCAGGAGGCGGGAGGAGAGGGAGGAGUGGGAGGAAGAGGAGGUGUGGGAGGAGGGGCUGCCAUGCACGAAGAUAGCACUGCCACCUCCUUCAGCGAUGUCACUCUCUAUAUGGACGAAGGCUGCCUGCCCUCCUCGCCACUGUCCCGCCCCACCUCCAGCGACACGGAGUACUGGGGGGAGAGAGGAGGGGGAGGUGCCGGGGGGAGGGAGGACAGCAGAGAGACGGAGGGAGGCAGCAGUAACAGCCGCAGGAGCAGCACGCCAUGUACUGAGUGUCGAGGCGAGUACAGAGGGAGAGCAGGAGGAGGGGGAGGAGGAGGGGGAGGGCACCUCCCCGUCCUGACCAUUGAACCGCCCAGUGACAGCUCGGUGGACAUGAGUGACAGGUCGGAGCGAGGCUCAAUUGGACGCCUGGUGUAUGAACAGGAGCCUUCAGGAGUGGACAGAGGAGGAGGAGAGAGAGAGAGAAGAGGAGGGGAGGGAGAGAGUGGGGAGGAUGAGCGUGGAGGAGGUGGAGGAGUGAGCAGUGAGGCUGACUCUCCACAAGGAACCAUCAAACACAAACCCAACGGGCGCUCGGUCGCCACAGCACAGGGACAGACCCGCUCCCCCGCCAACGCCCCCCUGCCCAUGCCUUCAGCCCGGACGCUGCCACCUCACCCUCUGCCUCACCCGCUCCAACACACCCACUCACACCCCCUCCCUCAUCCUCCACCCAUCCCGCACCUCCCCACUGUCCUCCACCACCACCCCCAAUACAGCCAGCCUCACAUCCUGCACAUGCACCACGUGCACGGCGGCGGUGUCAGUCCAUACCUGCAGCACGCCCACCACUUCGCCCAGCACCACUACCAUCACCUGCACCACCAACACCACCACCACGCCUACCCAGAACCCCCGUCCUCCCCGCUUCCCUCUCCGGUACCUCCCCUCACGCCCUCGCCUCUCUCCUCCUCGUCCUCGUCGGCACUGCAGAACAUGGAGGCACAGCAGCAGCACCACGCCCACCACGCCCACCUCCACCACCACCACCUCCUCUGCUCAGACGGAGACAAUGAGAGCGUCAACUCCACCACCACCAACUCCAACGACGACACCACCGUCAACAACUGCAGCUCGGGCUCCUCGUCACGGGACAGCCUGAGAGAGCCCAUAGGAGGAGGGGCCACGAUGGGGAAACAGACCUAUCAGAGGGAGAGCCACCACAGCUGGGACUCCCCCGCCUUCAACAACGACGUAGUGCAGCGACGGCAGUACCGCAUCGGACUCAACCUCUUCAACAAAAAGCCUGAGAAGGGGAUCCAGUACUUGAUCGAGCGGGGCUUUGUGUCCGACACACCUGUGGGCAUCGCCAGGUUCAUCCUGGAGAGGAAAGGGCUGAGCCGACAGAUGAUCGGAGAGUUUCUUGGCAGCCGGCAGCAGUUCAACAAGGAUGUCCUCGACUGUGUCCUGGAUGAGAUGGACUUCUCAGGGAUGGAUCUGGACGACGCCCUGAGGAAGUUUCAGGCUCAGAUUAAAGUUCAGGGCGAAGCUCAGCGGGUGGAACGGCUGGUGGAGGCCUUCAGUCAGCGGUACUGUGUGUGUAACCCGGUGCUGAUUCGGCAGUUCCAGAAUCCAGACACCAUCUUCAUCCUGGCCUUCGCCAUCAUCCUCCUCAACACAGACAUGUACAGCCCCAAUGUCAAGGCCGAGAGGAAGAUGAAGCUGGAGGACUUCAUCAAGAACCUUCGAGGUGUUGAUAACGGUCAGGACAUCCCCCGAGACCUGCUGGUGGCAAUCUACGGGAGGAUCCAGAAAUGGGAGCUGAGGACAAAUGACGACCACGUGUCUCAGGUCCAGGCGGUGGAGAGGAUGGUGGUGGGAAAGAAGCCGGUAAGAUCCACCAACAUCUCCAUUACUCUUAGCGUCUAGGUCUGUGUGUUGUCUCUGCCUCACCGCAGGUUAGUGUGUUGCUGUCAGCUGUUCGAGGUUCCUGAUCCGAACCGAGCUCAGCGGAGUGGCGUCCAUCAGAGAGAAGUCUUCCUGUUCAACGACCUGCUCAUGGUGACAAAGAUCUUCCAGAAGAAGAAGACGUCGGUGACGUACAGUUUUCGUCAGUCAUUCCCGCUCUUGGACAUGCAGGUUCACACCUUCCAGAACACCUAUUACCCUCACGGUAUCAGACUGACAUCGGCGAAUCCCGGAGGAGAGAGGAAGGUUCUGAUUGUGUUCACGGCUCCAAGCCAGCAGGACCGAGCUCGCUUCACCUCCGACCUCCGAGAGAGCAUCGCCGAGGUCCAGGACAUGGAGAAAUACCGGGUGGAGUCUGAACUUGAGAAGCAGAAAGGGGUGAUGCGUCCUGGGCCCAACACAGGCGGCCCCAUGAAAGGCGAGGUAGUGAACGGCACUCUGGGUAGACCGAGCCUAGAUGACACGUACGCCUCGGUGGACGGACUCAAACGUACAGCGCUCAGCUCGUCCCUGCGAGACCUCUCAGAAACGGGAAAGCGAGGUCGUAGGAACAGUGUGGGCUCAUUGGACAGUACCAUUGAAGGUUCCAUUAUUAGCAGCCCGCGGCCUCACCAGCAGCGCCCCCUGCCUCCUGGAGGUCUGCCCUACAGCCCUAUGAUGGUCCCUUCCUCUCCAGCAGCCUACCGGCCACACCGCCCUACUCAGAGCCCCGGUACAGGGGUGGGGGGUGGGCCGGGGCUCUGUCACAACCAGGGGGGGGUCGCGCCCUCCCCACUCGUGAGCGGGGGAGGGGUUGGGGGAGGCGGCGGGAUGGCACCUGGGGGAGGACCGACUGGCAUCAGCCGUCAGGGGAACUUCUUCGGCAGUCGGAGAGGGAAGGUUCCUGGUCCGCUGACGAUGACGUCCCCGACUCCCCAGGGUCCUCCGAGUCCCCUGAUGAUAUCAUCACCCCCCCACUACCCCGCCCCCGCGCCCCCCAUCGCCCACCCAUCCUCCCCUUCCCCAUGCCCCUCCCCAUCGCCCAACCUCGCUCAGUCGGACUCGGGAGGAAUUGGAGGGGGAGGAGGUACGGGAGGGGGGCCGUCCAAGCUCCAAGCAUUGCACGCCCAGUACUGCCACGGCAACAGUGGAGGAGGAGGAGUCAAUGUUACUGGGCACCAGCAGCAGCAGACCCCACCCCCGCCUUACCACCACCAUCACCGUUACCACAUGCAGAGCGUGCCCCAGCACCACGCCCUUUCGCACAGGUUCUCGGCCCCACUCCGACGGCAGGGCCCGCCCGGCUGCGCUCCCUCUCAUACCCAGCAGCAGCAGAGGAUACAACAUGGCGGCGCCCAUCACCCACGCUACAACAUGGCGUCAGGCUUCAUCACGCCACCGCCGUUGUCCCCGCACUCCCCGCUCACUCCUACUACCCCACACGGACUCUACCACUCCCACCCUGCGGCAGCACGGCCGGGCGGUGGCGGCAAGCUCCCACUGACCAUCUCGCACUCCCAGCCCCACCCCCACGCUCACACUCACUCUCACAACCACGCCGUGCACACACACUCCCCGCUCAGCCCCUCCCCCUCAGCCUCCGCCGCCACCCACUUCAUCUUCUCCACCCCUCCGCCUCAGACGCCAUCGGCGCGCCUGGUCACCCAGACACCACCGCAGCCCUACAGUCCCCAGUACCCUCCCCUCUCCUCCAUCCCUCCUCCCCCUCCACACUCACCUUUACCACCCCCGUCGGCCGGCCCGCUCUCCCUGCACCCCGCAGGAGGAGGUCAAGGGGGCGGUCCCAAAUCGAAGCCAGUCAGCCGGAUCAGCACGGUGGUGUGA